Messenger RNA from Baudoinia panamericana UAMH 10762, 277 nucleotides. RefSeq lists its product as uncharacterized. The transcript has 2 exons. Bases 1 to 192 code for a protein of 63 amino acids. The record is from RefSeq and is a predicted model, not a curated record. Lineage: Eukaryota; Fungi; Ascomycota; Dothideomycetes; Mycosphaerellales; Teratosphaeriaceae.
AUGCUUAUUGAAGUCGCCAAUGACUGGGUGCGGUCGGGUUCGGAACUGAACUAUUUCAGCCUUCGUUCACACUCUCAAUCAGAAACCGCAUAUAACUCGGGCUUCAUCUUCGUCCUCAUCUUGUUGCAGGUUGCCUUGAAGAUGUCAUCCCGGAACAAUGAGUGCUCUGGCAGCACUCCUACUUCUCCUUGAUCAAGCAGCUGUCCGCACUUCCGUUGGCCCUCGAGCGAGACACUCAGUAGGGAUUCUUCCAUCAAGAAUUCGUUAGUUACAAGUA